AUGAUCUCUACCAUUCUACCCACCAUGAGCAUGAGCAUGACUGCCGUCACCAGCAGUAUGUUUUCCUUGGUGAUUGCUGCCGUCGCUAACAGCUUUGUCGUCCUCGCCGUUCUUGUCAUGUUCCUUUUCGUUCGUCGCGCCUCGCGUCGUUCUGAGUUGGACAAUGACAUGUUCAUGUUUGCGGAUGAUGCCUCUGAAAUCUUCGACCAUGAAACCUCUUUCUACGCCUCCGUGAGCCAAGAGCCCGUCGCCAUCAAGCCCGCGCGUACCGUUAUCAAGCCUGUCAUCUUCAAGAAGCACCUUUCCGUUCCUCCCAUCUCCGAAUGCGUCGUGGGGCGCAAGAGCAGCAACAAGACCGUCAACUCAUUCGCAGCUUCUUGUGAUGGUAUCAAGACUCCCUCUGGGCAAGCCCACACCGUGGUCGUUUCCGGUGAUGCCUGGCUUCGUCAAAUGGAAGAUGCCAAACUCAACAAGAAGAAGCUUUCCUACCAACCAGUGACUGACCUCCCCUUCAAGGUCGUCCAGAAACAAGAACCAGUUGUCGUUGAUGCUACUGCUGAUUUGGUUCCCAACGAAACCGAGGAACCAAUUGUCACCACUUCCGCUCCCCAGCAAAAGAAGGAGGACGCCCCACAAGUCGCCGCUGUCAUUCCUGAAAGCACCCAAGUGCCAGAUGCUGUCAUUCUUCUUCCACCUCCAGUCGACAACUCCCCAGUCGCUGGCGAGCCAAUGGACACUUCUGCUGAGGAUCUAGUCGAUAUUGUCGAGAAACAACCGCAAUCCGAAGUAAGUCCCAUGACUGGUACUCUUCCAACUACUGAUGACGAAGUGAUGCAAGCUGUUCCCGAUUGUGUCAAGACGGUUAAACCACUCCCAUGUGUGGCAGAUGACAUGAUUGAUACUCUUCCAAUUACUGAUGACGAAGUGAUGCAAUCUCCUCUCACAGCAUCAUUUGAAAAGCCAGAGCCCAUGGCAGAGGAGGAAGAUACCAAUGUCAAGGCAUUGCGGGAAUUCUUUCACCAGUGGACCCUGCAGGAGGACGAAAAGAUGGGGGUGCCGGACAGUGUGGACUUGCUGUGCAUAGCUUUUGAGCAGCUGACAAUCCACGGCAAGGAAGAUUCGGUUGACGGCUUGACUUUGUGCCGUGGCAAUGACAAAGUCAGGGACACAAUCACGGAGGAAGACUUGAAGGAUCUCUAG
Seminavis robusta is the source of this 1200-nucleotide messenger RNA. NCBI's taxonomy places the organism in Eukaryota, Bacillariophyta, Bacillariophyceae, Naviculales, Naviculaceae. The record is from the annotation of a GenBank genome assembly.